GCUGCUCGGCUCUGCUCACAGCUCCAGUGUCUCGGUGAGAGGAAGAACAGAGAACAGAGUAGAAGAUGUCCCGGGUGGAGCAGCUGUGGUGGAUGUGGGGCUUGUGCCUGCUGUGUGCGGCCGGCGGGGCUGGCGGGGCCGGCGGGGCCGCGCUCCUGCGGGCCCGCCUGCAGCGGGGCCCCGCCAGCCUCAACGACAUGUUCCGGGAGGUGGAGGAGCUGAUGGAGGACACGCAGCACAUACUGGCCGAGGCCGUGGAUCAGAUAACCACUGAGAGUGCAAGGUUCUCUUCAGGCUCGCUGGAUCUGCUUCCCAACUACCACAACAAGACCACAAAGACGAUAAAGAGCGGCGACAAAGUGACCCGGGUCCUGGAUAGAACUGACAAGGAGACAGACAACAGAACAGGUGACACUCAUCUGUCACACAUGCACAUGGAGAUGUCUGGCCAGUGGAACAGUGUCAAUCAUGAAUGUAUGGUGGAUGAGGACUGUGGCGAUCUGAAAUAUUGCCUGUAUGAGAUUGAGAACUCGAAGUGUCUCCCCUGCAUACCGACGGAUAUGCCGUGUGCCAAGGAUGAGGAGUGUUGCUCAGACCAGAUGUGCGUGUGGGGCCAGUGUACGCUCAACGCCACCAGUGGAACCGAGGGGACCAUCUGUCAGGGUCAGAGCGACUGCAGGCCAGGCCUCUGCUGCGCCUUCCAACGAGAAUUUUUGUUUCCGGUAUGCAACCCCAUGCCAGAGAAGGGGGAGUCAUGUCUGAGCCACCCCAACCUUCUGACGGACAUGCUGGCCUGGGACCAGGAGGGUCCCCGGGAUCACUGUCCAUGUGCAGACAAUCUCCAGUGCCAACCCCAUGGCCGGGGAUCUGUUUGUGCAGGGUAGUGCUGGAGGCAGGGAGCACAAGGGAGUUGCAUUAAGCUGAUCCAUAUAAAGGAUUCACUGAAGAACAAUCCACAUGAGGACCAUCAGUUUAUUAAGUACAGGAUGAUGCUUCAGGACAACAAUUGCACUCAUUACAUUAUUUAUGCCUUAAUACUAUUGUAUAUUGUAUAACAUAAUAAAAUAAAAGACUUGUUAUAGUUUUGAUUGAAAACC
Molecule: messenger RNA, 1097 nt
Organism: Cololabis saira (Pacific saury)
Lineage: Eukaryota; Metazoa; Chordata; Actinopteri; Beloniformes; Belonidae
Gene: dkk3b
Product: dickkopf WNT signaling pathway inhibitor 3b
Exons: 7
Coding region: 66-884 (272 amino acids)
Biological process (GO): negative regulation of canonical Wnt signaling pathway; multicellular organism development
Cellular component (GO): extracellular region
Molecular function (GO): receptor antagonist activity; co-receptor binding
Source: RefSeq, a predicted model, not a curated record